Messenger RNA from Effrenium voratum, 2661 nucleotides. Lineage: Eukaryota; Dinophyceae; Suessiales; Symbiodiniaceae. The record is from the annotation of a GenBank genome assembly.
AUGCAGGCCUUUGACGCCGCUCUGCUGGGAGAUGACCCGUGCACCGGGGAGUGCAGCUUGGAGCUGCUGCACAUGCGCGGCACGAAGCACCGCAGCUCCAGGCUUAUUGCUGAUCAGGAUGCGCAGGCGGCCGCCGACCAGCACGCCUUGGCGCUGCUUUGGCUGCAGGAGAACAAGAAGCAUGAACUUGAGCUGAAUGAUGCAAGCGGAGAGACUUGCCACCCGGAGCUCGGUACGGCCAUCACUUGUGCUGAGAACAUGCACUGCUGCACUUCCAAGCGCUCGUACUUUGAUGGCACGCCGCAUGAGCAGCAGACCAAGUUUCCUCUCUACUCCAUUUGCUGCCCCCUGGACAACCACUGCAAGAUGGACACCAUCUUCGUGUCUUGCGCGCCGGGUGUUGGUGCGGACGACACCUCGGGCGUGAUUGCAGGACUGCAGGAGGAUGCGAAGGCGGCUGCUGACACGCACGCCUUGGCGCUUCUUUGGCUGCAAGUCGUGGCAGGUAAUGGCUUGGAGCAGAUUGAGCUGAUCUCUCGCCAGAUGGAGGAGAACAAGAAGUAUGAACUUGAGCUGAAUGAUGCAAGCGGAGAGACGUGCAACCCGGAGCUCGGUACGGCCAUCACUUGUUCUGAGAACAUGCACUGCUGCACUUCCAAGCGCUCGUACUUUGAUGGCACGCCGCAUGAGCAGCAAGCCAAGUUUCCUCUCUACUCCAUUUGCUGCCCCCUGGACAACCACUGCAAGAUGGACACCAUCUUCGUGUCUUGCGCGCCGGGUGUUGGUGCGGACGACACCUCGGGCGUGAUUGCAGGACUGCAGGAGGAUGCGAAGGCGGCUGCUGACACGCACGCCUUGGCGCUGAUCUCUCGCCAGAUGGAGGAGAACAAGAAGUAUGAACUUGAGCUGAAUGAUGCAAGCGGAGAGACGUGCAACCCGGAGCUCGGUACGGCCAUCACUUGUGCUGAGAACAUGCACUGCUGCACUUCCAAGCGCUCGUACUUUGAUGGCACGCCGCAUGAGCAGCAAGCCAAGUUUCCUCUCUACUCCAUUUGCUGCCCCCUGGACAACCACUGCAAGAUGGACACCAUCUUCGUGUCUUGCGCGCCGGGUGUUGGUGCGGACGACACCUCGGGCGUGAUUGCAGGACUGCAGGAGGAUGCGAAGGCGGCUGCUGACACGCACGCCUUGGCGCUGAUCUCUCGCCAGAUGGAGGAGAACAAGAAGUAUGAACUUGAGCUGAAUGAUGCAAGCGGAGAGACGUGCCACCCGGACCUCGGUACGGCCAUCACUUGUGCUGAGAACAUGCACUGCUGCACUUCCAAGCGCUCGUACUUUGAUGGCACGCCGCAUGAUCAGCAAGCCAAGUUUCCUCUCUACUCCAUUUGCUGCCCCCUGGACAACCACUGCAAGAUGGACACGAUCUUCGUGUCUUGCGCGCCGGGUGUUGGUGCGGACGACACCUCGGGCGUGAUUGCAGGAUUGCAGGAGGAUGCGAAGGCGGCUGCUGACACGCACGCCUUGGCGCUGAUCUCUCGCCAGAUGGAGGAGAACAAGAAGUAUGAACUUGAGCUGAAUGAUGCAAGCGGAGAGACGUGCAACCCGGAGCUCGGUACGGCCAUCACUUGUGCUGAGAACAUGCACUGCUGCACUUCCAAGCGCUCGUACUUUGAUGGCACGCCGCAUGAGCAGCAAGCCAAAUUUCCUCUCUACUCCAUUUGCUGCCCCCUGGACAACCACUGCAAGAUGGACACCAUCUUCGUGUCUUGCGCGCCGGGUGUUGGUGCGGACGACACCUCGGGCGUGAUUGCUGGACUGCAGGAGGAUGCGAAGGCGGCUGCUGACACGCACGCCUUGGCGCUGAUCUCUCGCCAGAUGGAGGAGAACAAGAAGUAUGAACUUGAGCUGAAUGAUGCAAGCGGAGAGACGUGCCACCCGGAGCUCGGUACGGCCAUCACUUGUGCUGAGAACAUGCACUGCUGCACUUCCAAGCGCUCGUACUUUGAUGGCACGCCGCAUGAGCAGCAAACCAAGUUUCCUCUCUACUCCAUUUGCUGCCCCCUGGACAACCACUGCAAGAUGGACACCAUCUUCGUGUCUUGCGCGCCGGGUGUUGGUGCGGACGACACCUCGGGCGUGAUUGCAGGACUGCAGGAGGAUGCGAAGGCGGCUGCUGACACGCACGCCUUGGCGCUGAUCUCUCGCCAGAUGGAGGAGAACAAGAAGUAUGAACUUGAGCUGAAUGAUGCAAGCGGAGAGACGUGCCACCCGGAGCUCGGUACGGCCAUCACUUGUGCUGAGAACAUGCACUGCUGCACUUCCAAGCGCUCGUACUUUGAUGGCACGCCGCAUGAUCAGCAAGCCAAGUUUCCUCUCUACUCCAUUUGCUGCCCCCUGGACAACCACUGCAAGAUGGACACGAUCUUCGUGUCUUGCGCGCCGGGUGUUGGUGCGGACGACACCUCAGGUGAUGAUUCGAAUGCGUCUCUUCCCCUUUGCCGUGAGUCCUGCGAGAACUUCUAUGCAUCUUGCAAGUAUGAGGCAGAUCCGUGGGGCAAAGAUGAUUUGUUGCUCAGUUCCGGGAAUGUCACACUGUCACCCCUCCACCAAGAAUGGGAAGCUGCUUUGCUUUUGGGGGCAGCUCCCUGUCCUCUUGCAUAA